Molecule: messenger RNA, 1488 nt
Organism: Melozone crissalis (California towhee)
Lineage: Eukaryota; Metazoa; Chordata; Aves; Passeriformes; Passerellidae
Product: glycerol-3-phosphate acyltransferase 3
Exons: 13
Coding region: 283-1380 (365 amino acids)
Biological process (GO): triglyceride biosynthetic process
Cellular component (GO): endoplasmic reticulum
Molecular function (GO): glycerol-3-phosphate O-acyltransferase activity
Source: RefSeq, a predicted model, not a curated record
AAAAAGGUGCCAAAAAGCCGCAGCCGCAGGUGCCACGGACUCCUUCUGCCACUGGCUGCACAGCUGGAAGCAGGCCCAGCCUGCCAGUUAGCAGACAAGUCAGCUGUUACCUGAGCCUGUGGAUUAGCUCAUGUGAACAUGAUCCAGUAGUGGGCACUGAAUUGCUGAGCCGGGGCUGUCUUUGGCCAGCUCAGCUGUGCCUGUGGCCAAGGGAUUAAAGGCCAUUAAGUGUGACUUGUGAUUAGAAGAAGGCCAGGUAUCAUUGAAAGGGAUGAAACGCCUAUGGAGAAAGAAAUUGCUCUUCUGCAUCGAGCAGACUUCGAAUUCUCCCACAUUUUUUACUUCUGCAGAAAGGGGAUGGAGGCUAUUGUGGAAGAUGAAGUCACUCAGCGAUUUUCCUCAGAAGAGCUGCUCUCCUGGAAUCUGCUCACAAGAACUAAUGUCAACUUCCAUUACAUCAGCCUGAGGCUGACUGUUGUGUGGGUCAUUGGGGUGGUAGUGCGCUACUGCAUCCUGCUGCCCCUACGCUUUAGCCUCGCUGCCAUUGGGAUUACAUCAAUGAUUGUAGGAACAACUGUGGUGGGACAGCUGCCAAAUGGCGGGGUGAAAAACUAUCUGAGUGAAGUGGUUCACCUCACGUGCUCCCGCAUCCUUGUCCGAGCUCUGUCUGGCACUAUCCAUUACCAUAACAAGGAAAACAGACCUCAGAAAGGAGGAAUUUGUGUUGCCAACCAUACAUCACCAAUAGAUGCGAUCAUUUUGACAAAUGAUGGAUGCUAUGCAAUGGUGGGCCAAGUUCACGGUGGGCUGAUGGGCAUUAUCCAGCGAGCCACGGUCAAGGCCUGUCCCCACGUCUGGUUCGAGCGGUCCGAGAUGAAGGACCGCCAUCUAGUGACAAAAAGACUCAGGGAACAUGUGGCAGAUAAAAGCAAGCUCCCAAUCUUAAUUUUUCCAGAAGGCACCUGCAUAAACAAUACAUCUGUGAUGAUGUUCAAGAAGGGGAGCUUUGAAAUAGGAGGGACAAUCUAUCCUGUUGCAAUCAAAUAUGAUCCUCAGUUUGGAGAUGCCUUCUGGAACAGCAGCAAAUACAAUAUCGUGAGUUAUCUGCUGCGAAUAAUGACCAGCUGGGCCAUCGUUUGCAAUGUGUGGUACUUGCCACCAAUGGUUAGAAAGGAAAAUGAAGAUGCUGUUCAGUUUGCCAACAGAGUGAGGUCAGCCAUUGCUCGCCAGGGAGGACUGACUGAACUCCCAUGGGAUGGAGGACUGAAACGAGCAAAAGUCAAAGAUACUUUCAAAGAAGAACAGCAGAAGAACUACAGCAAAAUGCUAGUGAGAAAUGGAUCAGUAGGAAGCCUGUCUGCAGAAACUGAGUCAGACUGAGUGGUGGUUCUUGAAAAGUAAUAACUUUGCACAACCAGCCUUAGCAGGAAUGUGUUUUUUUUUAAUUUAAAAAAAAAAACAAACUGUCAAAAAAUAGAGCAAGAAAAC